Racocetra persica is the source of this 244-nucleotide messenger RNA. The record is from the annotation of a GenBank genome assembly. NCBI's taxonomy places the organism in Eukaryota, Fungi, Glomeromycota, Glomeromycetes, Diversisporales, Gigasporaceae.
AUGUCGUCUAUUUACUUCAGUUGGAAUGGUGUAGCAGUUUGGCGAUGGGAUGUGCCUAACGAAGAAGUUUGUGGCAUUUGUCGCGUCCAUUUUGACGGUUGCUGUCCUACUUGCAAGACUCCAGGGGAUGAUUGUCCACUCAUAUGGGGUGAAUGUACGCACGUGUUUCAUAUGCACUGUUUAUUAAGAUGGCUUCAAACAGAAGGUAGUCGUGGACAAUGUCCUAUGGAUCGUAGAACUUGGG